GUCAUUAGUAUCCAGUUCCCCUACGGAAUCCAACAGUGAACAAUUUUGGCUCCUGGCAGAAAUUGCCCGGAUGUAAACUGGAAUUUCAACACUGAACACUGGAUUGUGGAGUUUAUUUCCACUCCAACACAUUAGGUGGCAGUGUGCACUUAUAAAUUGGUAAACCGCCAUUGAAUCAAACGAAGAAGAACAAGAGGGAACGGAGAGGAACUGAAAGUGGGAGUCCAUGCAGUGCGCGACGACUGGGAUAUGAAGGUGAAAAUCAAGCAAUGGAGUGGCGUGGCGUCUUGGCUGUGGGUCGCCAACGACGAGAACUGUGGGAUCUGCAGAAUGUCUUUCAACGGCUGCUGCCCCGACUGUAAAGUGCCAGGGGAUGACUGCCCGCUGGUUUGGGGCCAGUGUUCCCACUGCUUUCACAUGCACUGUAUCCUCAAGUGGCUCAACUCGCAGCAGGUGCAGCAGCAGUGCCCCAUGUGCCGUCAGGAGUGGAAGUUCAAAGAGUGACAUUGUCAACAGAGCUGAACAUGGACCGAUUUUUAAAGACUGGGACACCACACAAGGGGAUUACAGCAUAUGUUGAUCUUGAAUGCAUGAUUUCUUUACUCCUCUUUGUUCAUUGUCUAUUUUCAUCGUGUUCUUAUGCAGGAAGGUUGUGUGUCAGUAGAGGUCUGGGGAGGGGGAGGGGGAGGAGCAUAACAUUGUUUUAGA
Messenger RNA from Megalops cyprinoides (Indo-Pacific tarpon), 708 nucleotides. It is a transcript of the gene anapc11, whose product is annotated as APC11 anaphase promoting complex subunit 11 homolog (yeast). The record is from RefSeq and is a predicted model, not a curated record. Lineage: Eukaryota; Metazoa; Chordata; Actinopteri; Elopiformes; Megalopidae. The coding region runs from base 250 to 504 and encodes 84 amino acids. Gene Ontology annotation, biological process: anaphase-promoting complex-dependent catabolic process; protein ubiquitination; positive regulation of mitotic metaphase/anaphase transition. Gene Ontology annotation, cellular component: anaphase-promoting complex; nucleus. The transcript is spliced from 4 exons. Gene Ontology annotation, molecular function: zinc ion binding; ubiquitin protein ligase activity; cullin family protein binding.